Messenger RNA from Danio rerio (zebrafish), 2223 nucleotides. The record is from RefSeq and is a predicted model, not a curated record. Lineage: Eukaryota; Metazoa; Chordata; Actinopteri; Cypriniformes; Danionidae.
CAAGCACAUCUCACGGUAAGGGGCAGAAUGAACUUUUGCAGUAGUCUGUGAAACUACUACUGGUUUGGCAGAAAGACGACUAAGAUUUCUCAAAAAAUAUUAUUCAUCAUGUCAGUGGGAAACACCAGCUUUGCAAAGGAUUUUGUCAUAGUCGGCUUUCCUGGACUUCAGCCUCAUUAUUAUGGCCUUGUAUCUGCACUUCUGUUCUUUGUUUAUUUGUUUACAUUAAUAGGAAAUGCUGUGUUUUUUACCUUGUUUGUAAUAACUAAGAGCCUCCACAAGCCUGUAUAUUACUUCAUUAUUAAUUUAGUUGCGAGUGACGUACUAUUCAGCACCACAACAUUACCAAAGAUAAUUAGCAGGUAUUGGUUUCAAGAUGGAACUAUUUCAUUCUUGGGUUGUUUUGUUCAGAUGUUCUUUGUGCAUUUUUUGGGCAGUGCCUGUUCAGUUGUUCUGGCAGUAAUGGCUAUAGAUCGCUACACAGCAAUAUGUUACCCUCUUCAGUAUCACAGCAUCAUGACAAACAGAAAUGUGCUCAUCCUGAUUCUGAGCCCUUGGAUUUUGAGUUUUUUGGGGCCUUUGGCACUGGUCAUCCGUGCUUACCCUCUCCCUUACUGUGCAGAUAACAGCAUUAUACACUGUUACUGUGAUCAUGUCUCCAUCACAACACUAGCAUGCACUGACAGAUCGCUGUAUAGUAUUCCAGCCCUCAUUUAUGCCUUUUUAAUACUUCUAGUGCCCUUUGCUGUUAUUAUUUUCUCUUACUGCUCCAUCUUUAUAGCAGUUAUGAGAAUUUCUGGUAGUCAAGGAAGAAUGAAGACUUUCUCCACCUGUAGUCCUCAGCUCAUCAUAAUUGCUCUCUAUUUUAUACCCAGGGUUUUUAAUUAUUUAUCAAGCAACAUUGGUUUAAAGUUUAGUACGGAUUUGCGAAUAAUCAUGAUUAUGAUGUAUAGUGUGCUGCCUCCAUUGAUUAACCCCAUUAUCUAUUGUUUGAGAACAGAAGAGGUAAAAAAAGUACUAAGACAACAUUUUUCAAAAGAAACAAAUAGGUAAUUCUUUACAGCUGCUGUGAUGUAAUCUGUUUCAUUAACAAGGUGGCCAAAUGUUUGCUACUGUCAUAAGGUGCUCAACUGAGAUAAUAUAUUACAAAAUAUAUAAUAACAUAUUUUAGUAGUUCUUGAACUAAUCUGAAUGUCAAUAUUACAGAUGUAAGUCUUUUGAAGGGCUGUUUCUACUUCUACUUACAGUGCUAAUAACAUUGUAAUGAUGAUAAGUUAUGUAAUGGGUUUGAAAGGCAAAAUUGAAUUAUUGUGUUGUGAAGUAAAAUAAAAACAUUGUGGAUAGAAAGCGUUGUCAAUGCACAAGUAUGCACCAAGAUAUCAAAAUGAACCUAAUCGAUUGACAUGAUAAUUGUAACCAAACUAUGAGACAAGUGUAGGUUCACAUCCCAAGAUCUAUAUGUGGAAAAUGUAAAAAUAUGCAACAUGCUCUACUGCAGUCCUACAGACACACAUCAUUAAGUGAUGCAAAUUUGCAGGCCAAAGUUUACCAAACUUGAAAUUUGGGUCACAGUGAACUAAAAAACAGCACUGCACAAGUCUUUCCAAUUCCCUGCAUUUAUAUAAGCAAUAACGAAAGGCAAUGGUGUAAAUAGUGAGGUGUGAUGGCACCUUUAUUCAAUAUUAGAUACAUCUGCUGCAAUGUCAGUAAAUAACAGUAACUAAAUUAUCUAGUCCCACAUGUGAGCUCUCAACUUUCUCUUUUCAACCAUCUAAACACAAAACAUAAUGCUUUUACAUGUGUUCUGUGUCAGUUCUAAAGAUUAUCAAUGAAUUCAUUAUGGUGUGUUUAGAUUUAGGUUUUGGUGUUUGACAGAAUCAGCCACUGUAAAUAAUUAUUGUUAUAGUAUACAAUCUCGAAAAAAAAAAUGUAAUUGUCCUAUUCUACACCCACAGUUUGGCACAUGCUUGUUUGGUUCAUAUAGAAACUGACAAUAUACAGUAACAAUGUUAAAGUUUGACUAAUGCUUGUUUCAUUCAAUGGAUUUCUGGCAUUCUGGCUUUUCAAUGCAUUUUAAUGGCAAUGAUCAAAUAAUUAAAAGUAAUGUCCAACCAAGUGGAAAUUGUGCUCUGCAUUUCUGCAUUUGCAUCCCAUCCUAUUGCACCUCCUGUAACUUUUUCAGUGUACUGAAUCUGUGUGGUGUAUUAAAGAGAAAACAUCUUA